AUGGCAACUCGAGAUCAAUUCAGACCUGUCGUUGAACAAAGACAUAUCAUGGCCGCAUCAAACAGCCGACGAGACGUCCAGUCAAAGUUAUGGGUCCCAAUGAUCGUUAUUGUCGUGGUUGUACUGCAAGUAGCUUCGACAACUGGACUCCUCGUCUUCUUGAACAUGUCAGUUGCUCAGGUGAGGAGUCAAGGGGUGGCUGAGGAGUUACGUUGCCUGGGGCUCCUUAAUGCCCUGGAGAAAGACCAGGAGAUACCGGAGUCUCUGGUUCAACUGUUUGGGGAGCCCUGCAUCAAACUGGCCCAGGGAAUAAGGGCCUAUGUCACCAAGGUGACAGAAAAUAUUAUUUCAAAACACGCCGUUCCAGAGCCCAGUGCCCAGCCCAGAACCAAGCCCGUCAGUUCUGCAGGGCAUCAGAAGCCCUCUGCUCACCUCACACUCCGAGACAGUAGCUUACAAGGCCCUAUAUCCCUGGCCCCUCAGAAAGACCUGCAUCAGUCCUGCCGCCACCCGGUCCGGUCCUGGGGCAACCAGAGUUUCGGCUCCCAUCUCCACAACAUGACCCUGUCUCAUGGACGCCUACGCAUCCCCCGGUCCGGACGUUAUUACUUGUAUGCCCAGGUGUACUUCCGCUAUCCCUCCCUCACCCACGAGGGGGGUAACCACCAUGGGGGCACCUCCAGCUACCAGCUGGUCCAGUGUGUUUACAAGAAGACGUCAUACGCCAAGCCCCUUCAGUUGCUGAAGGGGGUGGGCACCAAGUGCUGGGCGCCUGACACAGAGUAUGCCCUCCACUCUGUCUACCAGGGAGGCCUGUUUGAGCUGAGGGCCGGGGAUGAGAUCUUUGUUUCUGUGUCGUCGCCUACAGCCGUGCACGCAGAGGACUCAUCCAGCUAUUUUGGGGCAUUCCGAUUUGACCCAUGA
Messenger RNA from Salvelinus namaycush (lake trout), 924 nucleotides. RefSeq names its product tumor necrosis factor ligand superfamily member 10-like. The coding region runs from base 1 to 924 and encodes 307 amino acids. Gene Ontology annotation, cellular component: membrane. Gene Ontology annotation, biological process: immune response. The transcript is spliced from 5 exons. Lineage: Eukaryota; Metazoa; Chordata; Actinopteri; Salmoniformes; Salmonidae. The record is from RefSeq and is a predicted model, not a curated record. Gene Ontology annotation, molecular function: tumor necrosis factor receptor binding.